AUGGCCAAUACGACUGUCCGUGGUGCACAGGCAAUCCACGGCCAAAAUCCUCAGUAUCUAGUCGAAACUGUUGUCCGAAACCGAAUCUAUGAAUCCACAUACUGGAAGGAGCAUUGCUUUGCGUUAACAGCUGAGAGUCUUAUUGACAGGGCCAUUGGGCUGAAGAGCGUUGGUGGAGUAUAUGGAAACCAGAAACCAACCGAAUAUUUGUGCUUACUCUUGAAGCUUCUGCAAAUCCAGCCCGAGAAAGAAAUAUUACUCGAGUAUCUUCAGGCGGACGAAUUCAAAUAUUUGAGAGCGUUGGCCGUGAUGUAUGUCCGAAUGACAUUCAGAGCAGUAGAGGUGUAUGAGAUACUAGAACCCUUACUCAAGGAUUAUAGGAAGUUGCGGUAUCGGAAUAUGGGUGGGUAUUCUCUAACACAUAUGGAUGAAUUCGUGGACUCUCUCCUAACAGAGGAGAGAGUUUGUGAUAUUAUCCUACCCCGCCUGACAAAGCGCGACACGCUGGAAGAUACUGGCGAAAUUGGGCCGAGAAAAAGCCGACUACUGGACGCCAUGGAAGGAAAGAGCGAACGUGGAAGUAACAAGAGCCGCAGCAGAAGUCAGAGUAGAAGCCAACAAUCGAACAGGAUGGGAAGCGCGAGUCCGGUCGCCGUCCCCUGCUGGAUCACGAUACGUUUCUCGUAG
Sparassis crispa is the source of this 687-nucleotide messenger RNA. RefSeq names its product Pre-mRNA-splicing factor 38. Bases 1 to 687 code for a protein of 228 amino acids. NCBI's taxonomy places the organism in Eukaryota, Fungi, Basidiomycota, Agaricomycetes, Polyporales, Sparassidaceae. Gene Ontology annotation, cellular component: precatalytic spliceosome. The record is from RefSeq and is a predicted model, not a curated record. The transcript is spliced from 6 exons.